Messenger RNA from Salvelinus fontinalis (brook trout), 4940 nucleotides. RefSeq names its product phosphatidylinositol-3-phosphatase SAC1-A-like. The record is from RefSeq and is a predicted model, not a curated record. Bases 204 to 1964 code for a protein of 586 amino acids. NCBI's taxonomy places the organism in Eukaryota, Metazoa, Chordata, Actinopteri, Salmoniformes, Salmonidae. Gene Ontology annotation, molecular function: phosphatidylinositol-4-phosphate phosphatase activity. The transcript has 20 exons. Gene Ontology annotation, biological process: phosphatidylinositol dephosphorylation. Gene Ontology annotation, cellular component: endoplasmic reticulum.
CUCUAAUACGUAUUUUUAUUUUUAUUUUAUUUUUUAAAUAUUUUUUUCCCACCCUCUAAUACCUCAGUGCACUGAGUUUUUUCGUUUUUUAUUCAUUUCCCGCAACCAGUAGUGGGCGGCAAUAGACCAUUUCCGGUGUUGUCCGCGGUAAAACACCACCACCGAAGAAGAUUAUUAAGGUCAGAUUGAUUCAAGAAGUGAAGAUGCCGACUGCCUACGAGAGGUUCAAUUUGCACACUAGCCCAGAGAAGUUCUACAUUGAGGCCUGUGAUGACGGGGUGGAUGCAGUCCUGGCCAUCGACAGGGUGUCCAAUGAGAUGACCCUGACUGGGAAGAAGGAUGUUCCGCCGUCAGCCAACACCAGGCCCAUUUGUGGCAUCAUGGGGACCGUCCGCCUGGUGGCAGGGAUGUACCUGAUUGUCAUCACCAAGAAGAGGAAUGUGGGCAGCCUCUUGGGUCACGCUGUGUGGAAGGCAGUGGAUUUUGACGUCAUUUCCUACAAAAAGACUGUGCUUCACCUCACUGAGAACCAGACGCAAGACAACAAGACAUUCCUGUCCAUGAUUAACAACGUGCUGACAACAGAUGGAUUCUACUUCUGCACUGACUAUGACCUGACCCACAGCCUCCAGAGACUGGCCAACGUCAGCCACGAUUUCCAGGAGAUGAGCCUGCUGGAGAGGGCAGAUCAGAGGUUCGUGUGGAAUGGAAGCCUACUGAGAGAGUUCCUUACCCAGCCGGAGCUCCACAAGUUUGCGAUCCCUGUUGUCCAUGGAUUCAUUGUGAUGAAGCCGUGCCGUGUCAACGGGAAGAUCUUUGAAUGGAUCCUCAUAUCCAGGAGGAGUUGCUUCAGGGCUGGGGUCAGGUACUACGUCAGAGGUAUCGAUUCUGAGGGCCACGCUGCUAACUUUGUGGAGACUGAGCAAAUAGUCCUGUACAAUGGAGGGAGGGCUUCAUUCGUACAGACACGAGGCUCCAUGCCCUUCUUCUGGUCUCAGAGGCCCAACCUGAAAUACAAGCCCAAACCACUGAUCAGCAAGAACACCAAUCACAUGGACGGCUUCCAGAGGCAUUUUGACUCCCAGGUCCUCAUCUAUGGAAAGCAGACCAUUCUGAACCUGAUCAACCAGAAGGGUUCAGAGAAGCCACUGGAGCAAGCCUUUGCCAAGAUGGUGACUGGCAUGGAGAGCGGCAUGAUCAAGUAUGUAGCAUUUGACUUCCACAAGGAGUGCAGUGGGAUGAGAUGGGAUCGGCUGAAUAUUCUGUUGGACAAUGUGGCUGAGACACAAGAUGAAUACAGCUAUUUCAUGGUAGACACGGAGGGGAAGGUGUUGUCCCAGCAGAAGGGGACGUUCCGCAGUAACUGCAUGGACUGUCUGGACCGCACCAACGUUAUUCAGAGCAUGCUGGCCCGCCGUUCCAUACAGUCCCAGCUACAGAGGAUGGGUGUCCUACAUGUGGCCCAGCGGAUUGAGGAACAGGCCGAUUUUGAGAAGAUCUAUAAGAACGCUUGGGCUGACAAUGCCAACGCAUGCGCCAAGCAGUAUGCCGGUACGGGAGCCCUGAAGACUGACUUCACCAGGACCGGGAAGAGGACCCAGAUGGGUCUGGUGAUGGACGGAGUGAACUCUGCCAUCCGUUACUACAAGAAUAACUUCUCUGACGGCUUCAGACAAGAUUCCAUUGAUUUGUUCCUUGGAAACUAUGCUGUUGAUGAAACGGACAGCCCCACUCCACUCCGCAUCCAGAAGGACUGGAAGUUCCUCACGCUGCCCAUCAUCAUGGUGGUCGCAUUCUCCAUGUGUAUCAUCUGUCUCCUCAUGGCUGGUGACACAUGGACUGAGACCCUGGCCUAUUUGUUGUUCUGGGGCACUGCUGCUGCCGUCACCGCUGCCGUCAUAGUCUUCAAUGGCCGUGACUUUGUGGACGCCCCCAAACUGGUGCAGAAAGAGAAGAUGGACUGAACCUGUGUGUAUGUGGAAAGCAGCUCGGCCCAGCAUACUCCUAUACCUCUUCAUUCAACUCUUCUUCCUCUUCUUCCUCCCGGCUGCUCGAGGCUCGGACUCUGUACAUAACUGAUCUCCACGCUGUCGUCCUGGGGGGGGGGGGACCCAAAUGGCACCCUAUUCCCUAUAUAGUGCACUUUAAUGGGGUGCCAUUUGGGAGGUAGCCUUAUAGUUUCUAUUGGGGUUUCUACCCGAACCCUGAACUCCUGUUUAUCAGGCAGCAAACCCACUGAAGCUGGGCUGAACUGUAGUCUCCUGUCAGACUCUCACACCUCCUUCGCUUUCCAGGCCAUCAUCCUAUUCCACAUUCCUUAGAUCAUGGUGUAUAUUUACCUUGAGUUUCAUUUAUUUUGUUGUCUGGUGUUGGAGAGGGUUGGUGGUUGGCGUAGUCGGCCAAACCGUGGUGACGGUUUAACCAACUUAAGGCACACAGGGUUAUUACAGAGGUCUCAGAAAACCUGUCAUACUUCAGUGAAUUGCAGUAGAAUUCUACAUUUUCCAUGUAGCCAACUUAAAAACAAGAGAAUAUUCAUGUUAUACAUUAAUGAAUGGUUUCUUUAGUUUAACUUUUCUGUAAUUUUUAAAAUGCAAUUAUGUAUUUUAAACUAUAGGAAUCCACAGUUGGCAUUUUCACAGGCACUAGAAUGACUGGGGUACAUUGUUCAGAAAGAUAACCAUGUUUUGGUUGUCCUAUUGAACGUAAGACGCCUUACUAAACUAAUUUAAAGAAGAGCUAUACAACUAAACUAGCUAGUUAUCCUAGAGAAGAAUGAUGUGGUGGGGGGGGAUGUCUUCCUACUAUGAACAUAAUCAUGUAAAGUAUUUACGAUUCUAUUUUUAAGUAAGGGUUUUGUGCUUGUCUUACCAUCUUAUUUUUGCACUUUGGGUGAACAUCUAAGAAGUUGCACAUUUAGUAUUUGAUCUGAGAGGUGUGAAAUCUUUCAAUGUUCAUUCAUUGUUGGUUAUAGUGGUCACUAUACCAGUGUUCUCCAACCCUGUUCCUGGAGAGCUACCGUCCUGUAUGUUCAUUCCAAACCUUACCUAGCGCACCUGAUUCUAAUAAUUAGCUGGUUGGUCAGCUGAAUCGGGUUAGUUACAACUGGGGUUGGAGCGAAAACCUGCAGAAGGGUAGCUCUCCAGGAACAGGGUUGGAGAGCCCUGCGCUAUACCGUAGUUGUCAUGUGGUGGCCAUUUUUUCCAGCUGUUUGUUUAUAAUAACCUUGUCAACUAGAACACACUGACACGACGUCUCACACUAUUUUGGAAGUGUUAUGGUCUUGCUGAGGGUUUCCCCUGGCUCUACUAAACCCUCAGUGGAUUGAGUGUAACCCUCCUGGUCUAGAUCAGUGUUUUCCAAACCUGGUCCUCCAGGACCCCCAACAGUAAACACUAUUAUUGUAACCCUUUACAAGCACACCUGAUUCAACUAAUCAUCAAGCCCAUCAAUGAGUUGAACGAGGUGUGUUUGUAGCCCUUGACAAUGAAACUACUGUUGGAGGACCAGGGUUGGAAAACACUGAUUUAGAUACUGCCUUUACAAGCUUGUCCCUCAAUGGAUGAGGGGGUGGACUUAAGAGAAUCAUUCAUUGUUCUCAUGAAUACGUUUGCGUAUGAUUAAUGGUUUUCAGGGUGUUUCCAGAUGUACUGUAUUCAUUAGAGAUUGUAUUGUAGACUGUUUAUGUUGCUAUGCCUUUCUGUGCCUGCUUUCCAGCUCGGAUUUUGAUCUUGCAUUCAUAAUACAGAAGUAGUUGUCAUGGUGGAAAUAUUCUAGAACAUAAUUGCAAUUCCAUUGCUCCUUUUAGAAUGUGUUAUAGGAAUCUGCCGGUGAUUUACUACAAGCAGUUUUAGAGCUUUAGCUAAAUUAGAAUCAUGUUGAAAUGCUAGAACUGUUUUAUUCAAGCUGGGCAGUGGUAACCACAGAGGGGAGGACUAACUUGAGCUUGUCUACUGUGCUACCGCUAUCUGUUUCCAUGAACAUAUCCUUGUAAUUAUAUAUACUGUAUAUUUUACAUUAAGAUUGUAUGCUGAGCACUUAGUUGCAGAUACUAAAUGUAAAGAUCAAGCAGUGUUUCAUUUUUUGUGUUUUUUUUUGGGAUGAGACUUUAGAAGAAAUGUUUCCUGGUUUUUCGUGUGAGUCAACAAGAGCGUUUUGAAGGCAUAUAAUUUGCCUGGUGAAUAUUUCUCUUUUAUAUGGGGAUUGGGUACUAUCUUGGGCUUAUGUUUGAAUGUCUUUAUUUUGGAAUAUGGUUGUUGUAUUCAUGAUUUAGUAGUGGAUAAUAUUUUUUUCCCUCUUCAUCACCAUUCCUUGGUUGUUAUUCAAAACCCUGAACAUUAAUUUCCUAUGACCAUAAUACAUUUUAACUGGACUGAUGUAGCCUGGUCCCAGAUCUGUUUGUGCUAUAAUGCCAAUCCUUGUCAUGGAGUUUGCAUGAUAGCACAGACUGGAACCCAGGCUUUUUUUUCAUUUUGCAAAUGUAAGUGGCAGGCUGUUACUAUUAAACUAGUUAUUUAUCGUGACAUUGGUUUGCUAGAAAGACCAUAUUCCCAGUUGGUGCAGUGUAACUUCAGAAAAUGUAAAGAAAAUGACAUCCUUCAAAAAUUGCUACUGAGUGGUUCAGGGAAUUGACAGGAUCGGUAGCUUGCUACAUUUAAAAAAAAUUGACAUCACAUGGUUAUACUUUUUCAAUCUGAUUGGCUAUAACCUAAACAAAGUUUGAUAUUUAACUCGCAAUGUAAUUUAGAGGGUUGUUGCAGAUGUCCUAUUUCAUAAUGGUCAUUUUCCUGAAUAGGCUAUCCUAUCCUCUUGUUUGACAGCUAGGCGAUGACCUUGCUGUGAAUGCAAUUAUGUAAACUGUCAAUUGACACAUUAUUCCCCACUUUGUAAUUCCAUGUGAGGUUUAUGGAUGAUUUAUCAAUAAACAACUAUUUAAAAUA